This is a messenger RNA of Chiloscyllium plagiosum (whitespotted bambooshark), 8029 nucleotides long. RefSeq names its product importin subunit alpha-7. The record is from RefSeq and is a predicted model, not a curated record. Gene Ontology annotation, biological process: protein import into nucleus. Gene Ontology annotation, cellular component: cytoplasm. Gene Ontology annotation, molecular function: protein binding; nuclear import signal receptor activity. NCBI's taxonomy places the organism in Eukaryota, Metazoa, Chordata, Chondrichthyes, Orectolobiformes, Hemiscylliidae.
UGUGGAUCGCAAUCUGUCCGAACAGAUUGUUUUUAAACUGUGUUUUGGUAUGUAGUGGUGUUAUUAUGGGAGUGGUACCAAAAUUCCCUAUUAAUUUAUGUUGACCUUAUCUUAGGAAGCGAUCUAUCUGGAGACCAUGUGCUGCCUCCAGGGGGUUCCAUAAGAUCCAUUGAAGUUGUUAAAGAUAAGGAAGUAUCAGCAAGAUGAAUGGACUUGGAGGAACAUUUGCCUGACUUUGAAUCUGUUGUGAAGAAGAAUGGUUUGACUCAAAUGGUGUCUGAACAUUGGAAAACCCAGACUUCUGAGAUUAAAAAGGCACUGAAGUAUCAGAUUGACCAGAAAGAGAAUUUAAAUUUAAGCCAAAUGAAACUGAGCUCAAGCUACGUUAUUUUCAGGAAAUGCUUAAAGCAGCUGAAGAAGAACCUACGAUUUAACAGGAAGAGAAUGAUUCAGCUGUUUGGCUGGCUGAGACUUUAUUUUCUUUACUGACCUAGAGAAUAAAAGGCCUACAGCCAUGAAAAGAGCAAGGAAAUCCAAACAUAAAACCUGAAUAAAGUGGUUUACCAACUGUGUUUAAAAGUUAGUGCCCUAUUGACAAUGUAAUGUUUUGUUCUAAAGAAGAACUAAAGGACAUACUGACAGGACAUGAGAAGAGGAAUUGUAAUACAGGACUUUGUCUUGAUGUACAGCUUUUGGCUAAUGGAAUAAUCAAUAAUCAUAGGGAUUGUCUCUAUCAAGAACCACACUGGUACUACCCAGACUACCAUUUGUAUAAUCAUUGAAGAAUACUGGAAAACUGCAAAGUAUAAAAGAAACCACGGCUAGUCCAGCAAAAGAUAAUUGCAGAAUGAAUCGUUAUAAGAAUAAGGCAUUAAAUCCUGAGGAAUUGCGUAGGAGAAGGGAGGAAGAAGGGAUUCAGCUAAGGAAACAAAAACGAGAGCAACAGCUAUUUAAAAGGAGAAAUGUGGAGCUUAUAAAUGAAGAAUCAGCCUUAUUUGAAAGCCCUCUCAUGGAUUCAUAUGUCAGUUCAACUGCAGCAGGGGAGGGUGUGAUCACAAGGGAAAUGGUACAGAUGCUUUUCUCUGAUGAUACUGAGCAGCAGCUAGCUACCACUCAAAAAUUUCGAAAAUUGCUUUCCAAAGAGCCAAAUCCUCCUAUAGAUGAAGUAAUCAACACAUCUGGUGUUGUAGAAAGAUUUGUGGAAUUCUUGAAAAGAAAUGAGAAUUGUACACUACAGUUUGAAGCAGCAUGGGCUUUGACAAACAUAGCUUCAGGUACAUCUCUCCAAACCAAAGUUGUAAUAGAAGCUGGUGCUGUACCAAUUUUCAUUGAGCUGUUAAACUCUGAAUUUGAGGAUGUACAAGAACAGGCUGUAUGGGCUUUGGGAAACAUUGCAGGUGAUAGUGCAGUAUGCAGGGAUUUUGUCCUCCACUGUGCGAUUCUUCCACCAUUGUUACAGUUAUUAACAAAGCCUAAUAGGCUCACAAUGACAAGAAAUGCUGUAUGGGCACUGUCCAACUUAUGUAGAGGCAAAAAUCCGCCUCCUGAUUUUGAGAAGGUAUCCCCCUGUUUACCUGUGUUGUCCAGGCUACUGUUCAGCAGUGAUCCUGACUUGCUUGCUGAUGCUUGCUGGGCAUUAUCUUACCUGUCAGAUGGACCCAAUGAAAAAAUUCAGGCUGUUAUUGACUCUGGGGUUUGUAGGCGAUUAGUGGAACUCUUAAUGCAUAAUGAUUAUAAAGUUGCAUCACCAGCAUUAAGAGCUGUGGGUAACAUAGUUACAGGUGAUGAUGUCCAGACGCAGGUCAUAUUAAAUUGUUCAGCCUUGCCAUGUCUUCUACAUUUAUUAAGUAGUCCUAAAGAAUCCAUAAGGAAGGAGGCCUGUUGGACUAUUUCAAACAUUACAGCUGGAAAUAGAGCACAGAUUCAGGCUGUAAUAGAUGCAAACAUCUUUCCAGUGCUAAUUGACCUUCUUCAGAAAGCAGAAUUUCGGACAAGAAAAGAGGCAGCAUGGGGUAUCACAAAUGCAACUUCUGGAGGAACACCAGAACAAAUUAAGUAUCUUGUAAACCUGGGUUGUAUUAAGCCAUUAUGUGAUCUACUGACUGUGAUGGACUCAAAAAUAGUUCAAGUUGCCCUAAGUGGGCUGGAAAACAUCUUGAGACUUGGAGAGCAGGAGGCUAAACAGAAUGGAAGUGGAAUUAAUCCAUACUGUAGUCUUAUUGAAGAAGCUUAUGGUCUCGAUAAAAUUGAAUUUUUGCAGAGCCAUGAGAAUCAAGAAAUCUAUCAGAAGGCCUUUGAUCUCAUUGAGCAUUACUUUGGGGUGGAGGAAGAGGACAGUAAUAUUGCUCCACAAGUCGAUGAAACUGCCCAGCAAUUCCUCUUUCAGCAACAGGAAGCCCCAAUGGAGGGUUUCCAAUUGUAAAGUCUGCAAGAAUUAACAAACAACUACAUGCCCAACCCCACUGCCCCAUCCCAAACACACCUCCAGUUGAAAAAGAGUGACAGGAAACUUUAUUGUUUUCAAACAUUUUCCCCCGAAAGGAAAAAAUAGUUUUGGUACAAGAAGUUUUGCUCUCUAUUUAAGUUUGAGUGGUAGAGUUGUGGACUAACUGUUGCACUUUCCCUUUAUGUUUGUUUGCUAUUACACCGGAACUCAAUAUUUUUCAAUUUGUGUGCUGUGGUGCACCUGUAAAAGGCAGUUCUCCCAGAAAUAAAGCUAGAGAAAAUUCCGUAUACGUUAAAUUUAAUUCUGAUAGUUUGAAAUAUCCAUGUAAUGCUUGCAAAUUGUUUUUUCCACAGAAGUGACAAAUUUUGCAGUGGGAAGUUUGAGUUAGCAGUCAAUUGAUGUAACUAAAUCCAUAAAAAGAUUGCUUGUGUAGAUAAUUGAGACAGCCCUCGGGGCAUGUUGCCGUUUAUGAAUGACUACUAUUUUAUUCAGCAAUUUGAACAAUUAAUGGUCAAAUGUAUAAAUAUUGGAAACAAUUGUCUUUUGGGUGGAUUUGAUUCUGGAUUUAUUGAGUUAUGGGGUGGGUGGAGUGAGAAUGCUUAAAAUAUUUCAGUGAAUAUAUAGAAAAAUGUAUCUUUUCAGAGAUUUAGUCCUAAAAGUUUCAGCAGGUCUUAUAAUGAGCAAGCUGAGUUAUGUGCUAAUUCUGAAUUCAGUAAAUUUGCAGUUCUAAUUAUUUGCUUGGUUGCAAUUAAUGUCAAUCAAGAGUAGAGCCAACGUUCUAAUUAGGAAUUUCAGAGUGUUGUAUUUUGAAAGCCAGGGAGCAUUCAGAAUUGGCACAAUCCUUAUUUGAAGAUUUUAAAUGUAUAUUUGCUACUAGUAGAACUGUUAAAUGUUGAAAAGCAGUCAAUUUUGUUUGAUUAUGGCUUAAUUUAAAUAUUCAGAUUUGAUUUCUAUAUUUUCCUCUAAAAAGGAAGGGGAAAUUGUAAUUUUUGGUAAUAGUUUGGGAAACUUAGAAGACUUGAUGCGAGCUGAUACAGAAUAUGGGGAGAAGUUAUAAGCUGUGUGCUGUGUUAAUGAAAAUUCAAGUAUCUGGCCUUCCCAGGUGUUUCUCACAGCAGCUAUUGAUCAUGUAUUAAUAUUAAAAAAACAGACUUGAUCUGUCUACAAAUUUGAGAAUAUUUAAUCUGUAAAUUGGAAUGCUGUACAAUGCAAAUCUAUAAAUGUCAGUCAUUACUUAUUUCACAUGUUAUUUUAAAUAUUAAAUGUAUUUGUCCCUUACCAAGCAGCUGGAGUAAAACCAUUGAAAACUAUAGUUGCCGAGCUGCCAAGUUUUAUAGCAUAAUUGGACAGUGAUUCUCUAUCUGUAAACUUAUUCAAGUUUCAUCAGCAACUGCUUCUUGCACAUCUAAACUCCAUGUUUGUUUCCAGAAAAUCUGCUACUGAAACCAAUUCAGUUGGCUGUAAUUGCUCCCAACUUGUAAACAGUUUAACUGGGCAAUCGAAUUUGAUUCAGAAUCUCACUAAUAUUUACAUUUACCUCCUUGCUGAAACAACAAGAAAUAAUUUCUGCACAGUGUUUGGUUAGGGUGCUGGCUGUCACUGUAAACCAAACCAGUUUGAUUUAGUUUCCAUUGUUUUGAAUCAAUUUGUAAUUGGUAAUAGAUAGAAGUACUAAACUCUAAAAUGAGAAUUGAGGCAUUUAUUGAAAUUGCAUUUGGUUGCAAAAUGACUUGGAGAAUAGAAUUGCAUUGCUUCACCCUUUAGGAUGUAAAAUGCACUAAGGAUAGAGGAAGCAAGCUUGCUAUAGAGAAAUAAUAAAGAAAACUGAACAAACUUGAAGCAAGUUUGCAGAUCCAAGUCAACUUUAUUAAGGAAAAGGAAACAAUUUUUGCUAUGAGCACUUUUAAAAUACUAUUGAUAACCUCAUGAUUUGGCAAGGGAACAGUUUGUCAUUACUUGCACAUAUUAUCACAUACAUACCAGCAUACUGUUCUACGUACUUUUAUGUCUACAAUUUUCAAGGAAAUGACGUCCAUAAUGAAUUCUGGUAUACAGAACUUUAUAAAAAGUUGGGUUAUAUUCUAUGAGCAAAGAGACUGCAUUAAUUAGACAAACUGUGAUAAUUAAUUAUUCAAUCCUAUUAAACAUUGAAAAAGAAGCUAUUUUUCUCCACUUCUGCAAUUAGCCUUGCUUUGGGAUUGAUAGAAAGAUCAUAGGACAGACAUUAUAGAUCUGUGAAGUAGAACCACUGUGAACUGAAUAAGACCAUUCAGUGAUUAUUAUUCUCCUCACUCUGAAUUUGGGAUCUUUAUAACCUAACUUUGCUAUUAGUUUUGUUGCAAUUAGUAUCUUUGUUAUAAAAGUGAAUGCACUGAAUUAUUCUUGCCAAUUCAUUAAAAUGAGAUCAACCGAUAAUUACAAUAAUUUAAUGUACAGAGAUUAGGGAGCUUCUUGUUUCAAGUGCAUAAAUUCAAUUUUGAGAGAGUUGGGCACUGGUAUUUGGGUUGGGUGGUGGAAUUUAUAGAAUGAACUGCAUAUAGUAAUUACUUUAUUUGGGGGAAAAGGUGGAGAGUUAAGUAACCUAAAAGAUUAGAGCAAUGGAUACUGCAAGUGGAAAAAAUAUGUAUUAUUCACAUAACACCCCAAAAGGAUCUUAUUGAGAUAGUCCUAACUUUAUUUAUAAUCUAGCCAGCUCCAGUUCAGCUUGGUUUUAUUUUUGUAUGUCUCUAACAGACCAGUGUGAUGCUGACUGACUGAAGAUGUGUGAUGUGAUGCAGAGUUUGAAUUAUACACUUGCCAUUGCUUGAAGGAAGACUAAGUUCUGUCUUUCUGCUGUAUACUUAGUCCAAAAGUAGGAAUGACCUCCAAACCAGACUUUCUAAAGCUAUAUUCACUUACUCUAAAAUUUUUGUAAUAUAAUUACUACUAGAAAUGAGCAAAUUUUUGGUUUCCAAUAUCAUAUACAAUGUUUGCAUACUUUUCUUACAGUAGUUUUGCAAUAACUUAAUUGUACAUCUUGAAAAAUGUUUGUUAAAAAGGUAUAUGUCAUUUUGCUUAGUUUUCAGGUUCCUGCAUGCUUUGCAAUAUUUCUUUAAGUUGAAGUUCGUUUUGCAUCCAGGCAUGAUGAAACAUUUGUGUUUUGCUCUCCUGUUAGUUAAAAUUAUCAAAAGUGCAUUUUGUAUCUUCAACUAGAAUGAAAUAUUGUGAUGAUCUUACUCCCUGACUCUUGCUGACAGAGGUUGUGGUAGAGCAAUGAAAGUUUGGGGAAGGGAAAAAAAAUCCACAUGAAUAUUUAAUUUUUAAAAAAAUUCCUUGGAUAUUAAUGUAACAUUUCUGUUUACAAAACCUAAAUGAACAAACCUUUCCUAUUCUGUUGUACCACUGGAAUUCCACAAAACAUUUCUAAGGCUCUGUGAAAUGAUGUGCUAUGAUCUGAGCAGAAAUAUAUUUCACCACUGUUAAACUUUAGAAGAUCUCUGUCCUCAUUAGAUAAAAACAAUUGUAUAACAUUCCUCUCAUCCAAGCACCUUCUUUAAAGUAGAAUGUUGUGCUGGAAGCAAGACUAAAUUUUUGGCAAGUUAAGCAGCUAGCUCUUUUGGAGGAUAGGAUGGGGAGAAUUAUUUUUUCCAAAGUCUUGAAAGCCUUUUUAAGAAUGGCUGGCUAGGCCAGUAGUUAAUACUUCUAAUCCUUUAACUGACAUAAACUAAAAGCAGACUGGUUCCUUGAUAAUUUGGUAUUAAAUUCUCUUCCCAGAAUGUUGUUGUAGCUGCUUAAAAUUUGUUGUAGGAAGAGAGUAUGUAACCAGCAAUGAGGAUUUGCCUGAACAGCUUUUCUCAUGCAUCAUUAUAAAAGAUGAAGUUAUCCCAACAAGUAAAACAUUGAGCUAUAUUUGGAAUUUUAAUAAACUCUGUUGAAGGGAAUAAAUAGCUUUUAACUAUGCAAUGCACUUUAGUCUUCAAUUUCAAUAGUAAGCAAUUUCACCAGUACUGAGAGAGGAUUAACUUUGUAAUGCUGAACAUACCUUUGCUGGCAAAUUAUUUGCAGAUGUAUCUGAUAUCUUGACUAUGUUUGAACCAGUGAAAUUGAAGAAGGCCUAGAGUAUAAUUCAUUUACCUUUUGAAAUAUACUACAGUUUUUUGCUUCCAAUGAGCACGGUGAAGAGAAAACAUUGGAGGAAGGUUGUUUCUGUGCUGUUCACUUAACACUAUGUUUGUGGCAGUUGUAAAUCAUUUGAUAGUUUAGAUUUUCCUAUAAUCCUUAGACAUACUGCAGAUAAUUUUCCUAAAGGAAUGUGGUGCAUAAAUUCCACACAAAUCAAUAAAUUAGUCCUAAUGUAAUUUCGUGCUAUUGGUAUAUUGCUGUCAAUAUGUAGAGCACUUCCAUUUGCCAACUAUGCAAAUCAUUUUGCUGGAGGCCUUCUCACCAAGGUUCCCCCAUCUUUACGUAUUUCUAAAUGCCUCAUACAGCUUUUUGUCUAGAGGAUUUUUGAACAGUUUUUUUUUACUGAUAUUUGAUGUCUAAUACUGAAAACGUGCAAUUGGGCUGGGUGAAUAUUUGAAUUUGUAUUAAUUGGAGCUGUUAAUUUAAAAUAUUGUUAUUGGAAAUUGCUGGGAAUAACACUGCUGUAGGCUUAGAACAUGCCAGUAAUUAACAAGUUAAAAGCAAAGCGUAAUAAAGCUGCUACACCUUAUGAGACUUCUGUAUUUUUAAACUUGUAAUUUUGACAUUUAUUUUACAGAAGUUUUUUUUUGCUUCCUUUACUUCAUUUGUAGCCUUCUUCAAAGUUUCAACAUCAGACUUUCUAUGGAACAAGAAAGCAAAAUUGCAAUGCGCUCCUGUUCUUUACUCACUUAAGUGCCAGCCUGACCAUGAGUUCGUGAAGAUUUGUGUUAAUCUUCUUGGUCUGAAAUAAUUUUAUUUUACUUGAAUGUGCACAUUUUUUGUGGAUUUGUGCAAACAUGCUGCUCUUUAUUUUUCACCCUUCCUUAUCUGCCACAAUUGCAUUAUUUAAGUCAUGUUAACAGUGGCAAUAAUUAAUAUUACAUGCACUGAUCCAUUAAAUAGGUGGGGAAGGCGGUGAAGGGGGUCAGAAUAUAGAUAAUAAUUGACCACUAGCUUGACAAUCCAGCUAUGGAUGCCCUCGGCCCCAGGUUUCAUUUGUUAUUUUGCAAACAAAUGUAGGAGGAUUAAAAUUUUACAAGAUUUUUUCUUGAAGAUAUAGCUAAAAAAAUUGCAUAACCAAAAAUGCAUUCUAUUUAUUUUCAUAUGUGAUAUGUUAUACUAUAGAUUUUUUUACUUGCUCUUCUACGAUGUUUGCAAAUUUGAUGUAUCUGUUCAAAUUGCUGUUCCUUAAAGCUUACAUAAAUCAUUUUUUCCCUUUUAAUUUUGGGAGUGUGUGUUACUACCCUUAAUGUUUUAUGACAACUAAUGGAGUUGACAGAUAACUGUAUGAAUGUGUAAGAUGACGGAAACAGACAGCACAAACAGAACAUGGCACAUAACACAAAAGUAAUUACAAGUGCUGUUCCUUUGUUUAAAACACUGGAAAUGUACAAGUAUGAAAUAAAUCUUGUUGCAAAUCUA